Meloidogyne enterolobii is the source of this 666-nucleotide messenger RNA. The record is from the annotation of a GenBank genome assembly. NCBI's taxonomy places the organism in Eukaryota, Metazoa, Nematoda, Chromadorea, Rhabditida, Meloidogynidae.
AUGACAGUCUCAUUAGUUGUUAUUAUGUUUGAAUUGACUGGCAGUUUAGAAUUUAUUGUGCCAACAAUGGCAGCUGUAAUGUUUGCAAAAUGGGUUGGAGAUGCUAUUUAUAAAACGGGAAUAUAUGAUGCUCAUAUAGAAUUGAAUGGAUAUCCAUUUCUUGACAAUAAAGGAGAAUAUCCAUAUUCAACAGUUGCCGCCCAAGUAAUGCGUCCAAGUAAUGAAAUGCGUGUUAUUGAACAGAAUGGAAUGUCUGUUGGAGAAUUAGAAACUGUUUUGAGGGAAUCUAAUUGUAAUGGUUUUCCUGUAGUUAAUGAUGGUAAUCAAAUGUUGGUUGUUGGAUUUUGUACAAGAAUGGAUCUUGGUCAAGUAUUAAAAAAUGCACGUAAAACAAUGCCAUAUAUAACAACAAAUUCUCCUGUAUAUUUUACAACAACAGCAACAAAUUGUGAUACAAAUAAUAUAAAUAGUAGUAGAAAUAAUAUAAAUUCUCAACAACAACAACCAGAAACAUUUGAUAAUAUUAUUGUUGUUGACGAACAGAGAAGAAGAAGAAGGAGAGAAAACAAUGAGAGAGUAGAAGAAAAUUCUGAAAUAUCAGAACAAUUACCGGGGUCUCCAGCACCGUUGUAUAUAAAUCAUAUUAUGGAUGUGGUAAGAAAAUAA